Manduca sexta (tobacco hornworm) is the source of this 1369-nucleotide messenger RNA. RefSeq lists its product as uncharacterized. Lineage: Eukaryota; Metazoa; Arthropoda; Insecta; Lepidoptera; Sphingidae. The record is from RefSeq and is a predicted model, not a curated record. Gene Ontology annotation, cellular component: plasma membrane. The transcript has 8 exons. Gene Ontology annotation, molecular function: olfactory receptor activity; odorant binding. Bases 27 to 1232 code for a protein of 401 amino acids. Gene Ontology annotation, biological process: detection of chemical stimulus involved in sensory perception of smell; sensory perception of smell.
CACAUCGUGCAUAUGAAACUGCAAAAAUGGAAGAGACAAAAAAAUACACACCAACUGACACAACCAAACUAUUGGAUAAAUUCAAUAAAAUCCUUUACGUAUUUGGAUUUAGAGGGUUUUGGAUGGGAGACGUCAAAUUUCCGAAAACUGUUAUGAAGAUAAUUGACAUAUUAUACCCCGUGCUAAUUAUUACGCAGGGUACAUUCGGCACUCUGCAAUUAGGGGCAUAUUUUACGCAAAAACAUUUGAAUUCAGUGCAAAAAAUUGAUGCUUUGGUUAUGGGUUUUGGCCAGCCCAUGAUGCUUUUGUAUUGCCUAAACUGUAGGUACUAUAAGAAAGCCUGCAGAGAGGUGUUUUACCAUUUGUUCGUCGUGUUGAAGACUGUGUAUAAUGACAAAGAGACAGAGGAGAAUAUGGUAAAAAGACUAAAGCUCUAUUUUGGGGCGUAUUUGAUAUUCUCUUUGCUAAUUGUCCUUCUAUACGGGAGUUAUGCUUCCGUCGAGACGGUGAGGAAAGGUGCAACAUUCGUUACUGUGGUAACAGCGUGGCCUGACGUCACAGAUACCUCUAAAUUAGCUUCUUACGCAAGAGUCGGUAUUUUCAUGUACUGGAGCGUAUACAGCUUCACCACAUCUGUGGUUAUCAUCAUCGUUUUAAUUAUUUUCUUAGGCUUGACUUAUCAGUAUAUAAAUUUGCAAAGAUAUUUUGAAAACCUUAACAGUAUAUUUGAAAAUGAUCGACUAAGUCACGAAGAAAUGGAGAAGAACUUCGAAAAGGCGUUACAGAAUGGAAUUAAAGCACACUCUGAAACUUUAUGGUGCGUCAAGCAAUGCCGUAUGAUAUGUAGUGCAAUAAACGCGGGUGUAAUAUUGCUAACCACUGGAACUCUUGUUAUUUUAAUGCCCGCUAUUCUGGGCAGUAAAGAUGAUUUGCUAGAAGCAAUGAUGUAUUUAAUGGUGUUCAAUAUAGUUCUAAUGAUCAUGGCGUUUUUCAUGUGCAACGCUGGAGAUACUACUGUUGAAGCUCAGAAGCUUCCGAACGCCAUCUACAGUUGCGGCUGGUACAACUGCUACGGCAAGAGAUCCGCUCGCAUCAGGAGUUUGGUGGUUGUCGCCAUGAUUCAAGCGCAGGAGCCCGUAGUGUUCACAGGCUUUGGUGUCAUCGAGCUAUCUUAUGAAAACUUUGUAACCAUAAUCAAAUCUGCGUAUUCUUUAAUCUCAGUAUUUCACUAAUGUUAGUUUUUAUCGUCGGGAAAAUAUCUCUACGUGAGGUCUAGACCGUAUAUUACCUACACACAAUUUGCACAUUCUUAUGUAACUAAUAAAAGUUGUAAUAAUUAUGUUAUGAAAUAAAGUGAUUAUCCACAUCA